Myzus persicae (green peach aphid) is the source of this 2286-nucleotide messenger RNA. Its product is annotated as IDLSRF-like peptide. Bases 70 to 675 code for a protein of 201 amino acids. The record is from RefSeq and is a predicted model, not a curated record. The transcript is spliced from 4 exons. NCBI's taxonomy places the organism in Eukaryota, Metazoa, Arthropoda, Insecta, Hemiptera, Aphididae. Gene Ontology annotation, molecular function: protein binding.
GACCGACACGACGCUCACACGCAAGCAUACACACUCAGUGUCACACCGUCCGAGCCGACAGACGAUAUCAUGGCGAGGCAGCAGCAGCUCAUCCUGACCGCCGCGAUGAUCUUGUGCUGCUGUGGUGGCGGCCUCAUCGUUUCCGCGCUCGAUCUCAACAAACUGUACGGGCACAUACACGCAAAAAGGAACAUAGGAGAACCAUGCCACCCAUAUGAACCAUUCAAAUGUCCUGGAAACGGCGCUUGUAUUUCUAUCCAAUAUUUAUGUGACGGAGCACCAGAUUGUCCAGAUGGUUAUGAUGAAGAUGCCAGACUUUGCACUGCGGCUAAGCGACCUCCGGUUGAAGAAACAGCAAGUUUUUUACAGUCACUUUUAGCUAGUCAUGGACCAAACUACUUGGAAAAAUUAUUUGGCAGCAAAGCCAGGGACGCUUUGGAACCAUUAGGAGGCGUCGAAAAAGUUGCAAUCACUCUUUCUGAAUCACAAACAAUCGAGGACUUCGGUGCUGCUCUCCAUCUAAUGAGAUCUGACUUGGAGCAUUUGCGUUCGGUGUUCAUCGCCGUCGAGAAUGGCGACAUCGGCAUGUUAAAGAGCCUGGGCAUUAAAGACUCCGAACUAGGCGAUGUGAAGUUUUUCCUCGAAAAGCUAGUCAACACCGGCUUUCUAGAUUAAUUUACUAAAAAAAUAUCGGAUUUGUAUACAAUUAUAAUAUCCUCUGUAAUUUUCUAUUCCUAUUUAUAAUAUACCAACCUACAUACAAAUAUCCAUCCAAGAUUUCAAACAAACAAAAAAAAAACAAUUAUUAUUUCGUCCACUCCCUUCGUCACGAAUUCCAUGGUAUUCCAGACAUAACUUCCCUAAUUAUUUUCGGUCAAUUAAAACGAACUAAAUAAUAAACCAUUAUACUAUUUUAAUCGUAUACAUUCGGUUUUGAAUCACACAAUACAUAUCAAAAAUAAAGCUAACACUAUACAUAUCAUAUCAUGUACAACUUUAAACAUAUCUUUUUAAUAUCAAACGUUUAUUAUUAUUAUUAUUAUUAUUAUUACUAUUAAUAUUAUCUAGUUAUACAAAAUGUAUUACAUUAAAAAUAUAUCAUUAUAAAUAUGUGUUGAAUAUAUCAUUUGUCUUUACAACGCGUGCCUAAUGAGCCAUUAUAAUACGUCAUGUUUGUUUUCUUAUUUAACAACGCAGUUUUAUACCCGGUUCUGCUUGUUUAUUAUCGCGCAUUAUUAAGGCGUACGACUUUUUCAUAAUAAUGUUAUUAUUAUUAUUAUUAUUAUUACAUUUUGAUCUUGACUUAUUCCAAGUAACUUUUUACGGCCCGACUCCGAGAUGAUUCAAUUAAUAUACGGACAAACAUAAUACAUAUUUCAUAAUACCUGUCCAUCGUAAAUACGUGAUGUAGGUAUAAGUCAUAAUAACCGACAUGCCGAGUAUUUUCCUGCGGUGCCUAAUGCGCCUCUUACGACGUUCAAGUUGUUUAUAUAUUAUACUAUAUAGGUACCAGUGUUUUCUUUAAAACUUUGUUACUAUUAUAACGUUUUUAAUAAUAUUCAUUCUUACACAUCGUUUAAUGUACACGCGUCGUCUUCGUAGUAGUAAUAAUAUUACAUUUUGAUACUCCCGUUUCAUGAUGUUACAACACUAUUAAUGAGCGAUAUUAUAUAAUAAUUCACAGGGUGUUUCAGCAGUUGAAAUUCAGCUAUGCACCUAUGAUGCAAUAAAAAGUGUGCAUUUUACGCAUAGACGUUGAGAUCAUUACAUUGUACGCCUUCGACGAGAAAUUCGUCACUCGGUAUCGCCGAAAAGUAGAGAGAGAGAAAAACAGCAUGGAUACAAUUUCGAAAGCAGACAAGUAUACCACCUACCUAGUAUAUUAAAUUUUCAACGACGACCUGCGAUAUUUUUUCUUCUCUAAAUAUGUUUUUGACACUUGAUUUGCUAAGUUUAAUCUGAAGAUUAUUAAUGGAAUCCAUCAGAUAAAAAAACAGCAAUUGAUUUUCACACUUACAAAUACGAAAUAUCAUACCCUCUGAAACACUCUGUAAACGAUUCCCAUGUACGAUGUACCACCGCAUGUGGUACGCCAUGUGUGUGCUUAUAGAUAGGUAUACUUAUAUAUAUCAUCUAUAGUCUAUAGUUGCUAUUAAUUCAUUAAUACAUUAACUGCUCGUCUACUCAGCUAUAAUAUAACGACACUACUUUUUCGAAUGUAAUUUCUUUUUGUAAUGCUCAUUUGGCACAUCGUUUUCAGUAGAACACCAAAAAAAAAAAAAAAAA